Desarmillaria tabescens is the source of this 288-nucleotide messenger RNA. RefSeq lists its product as uncharacterized. Lineage: Eukaryota; Fungi; Basidiomycota; Agaricomycetes; Agaricales; Physalacriaceae. The record is from RefSeq and is a predicted model, not a curated record. The transcript has 2 exons. Bases 1 to 288 code for a protein of 95 amino acids.
AUGGGCUUUCCGCUGGGAUGCAGUCUUCACCUUUCCAAUGUCGAACGGGAAGAGAACACACCAGCUGCAGAACAAAGUGUGGAGCACGGACUUGACCAGACUGAGGAUAGCCAGGAGAUAGAGAUAGAGGAGAGCGGAGAACAGGAGCAGGAUGAAGACCCCGCUAGCCCCUUGCAAGAUCCUACCAAUGCAGCCAGCGCGAAGAAGGUUUUUCGGCCAGAGUUGGGCUCGUAUGUCGUCAUACCUAACCAGUCCGUGGGGCUGCUGAUUGCCGAUAUCGAGCCCUGA